AUGCCAGUAAAGAAGGAAACUAAUAAAGAUUCAAAAAUGAUUGAGAAUAAAAUGUAUAAAAAGGCAGCCAGGUCAGUAGCAACAUUUCUGAAUGCAGUUACAGAACGGUCGAAGUCAACAGAGACAGAAAGUGACACAAUCAAGCAGAUAGGCAAAAAGAGACAGGAAUUAAAUAGGGAAAUGAAGACAGAAUCUAUGGGUGUCAAAACAGGAGCCUAUAAAAGUGGUAAGGAAUCAAAAUCAGUAAAGAAGGCCAUGAAGAAUGAGCUAAAUGCCCAGGAUUCAAAGAAUACAGAGGGUGCAAAUGUAACAAGAGCAGCAGCCAAGACGGAAUCAAAAAAGAAGUCUGAUACAAAAAGGAAGGAGAUCAAAAAGAGGAAAACAGCAGCAAAAUCAAAAACAACCAAAUCUAAAUCAACUAAAUGA
Enterospora canceri is the source of this 426-nucleotide messenger RNA. NCBI's taxonomy places the organism in Eukaryota, Fungi, Microsporidia, Enterocytozoonidae. The record is from the annotation of a GenBank genome assembly.